This is a messenger RNA of Durio zibethinus, 2258 nucleotides long. RefSeq names its product 5'-adenylylsulfate reductase-like 5. Lineage: Eukaryota; Viridiplantae; Streptophyta; Magnoliopsida; Malvales; Malvaceae. The record is from RefSeq and is a predicted model, not a curated record.
AACCCAAAAUAAAGAAAUCAAACCAAAGCAUCCGCGUCCUCUCUCUUUUUUUCUUUCUUUUUGUUUACCUAAGCAAGUUCUCAUUACACCAACACGAGGCACAAGUCUCAACCCACCACCAUCGUCAAUCAACUUCAUCAAAUUAAUAUAAUUAACCUUGAAAUUCCACUAAUCAAAUUCUAAAUUCCAAAGCCCCCCAAAAACUUUCCAAAAAGCAGCACAAUUUUUUAUACCUUUUUUCUUUUUUAAAACAAUAAAAUAAAAAUCAACAGCCCACCAAGCCAGCCAGACGUUAGAUUACCCACACCCACCACCUUCGCUUCCCUUUCUCGCAAAAUUAAUAUAUUUUUAUUUUUUUCUGGGUUUCAAUUUUCCCCAAUUUCUUCUGCUUCUUGUUUUUGUGGUUUUGAAUUUUCUUUUUUUUUUUUGUUUUGUUUUAUAAUCAAAUCCAAAAUGGGUUCUUCUUCUUCUCGUCUUCUGUUCUUCUGUAUCACAGCCCUCUAUUUAAUACGCUGCGUUUUGGGUUCUUCUAUGUGCUCUCAUGAAACUGAAGUUUUCCUUAAAAAUCUUCACUUUCAAUGCUCUCCUUCGAUCUCCCCAAUUCCCCCUCUCAAGGUGAAUGGAAACUUCCUGGACAGGGCAUUGACUUCCAAACAGAGAAAUGGUUACACUUCUGUACUCUUUUAUGCUUCCUGGUGCCCAUUUUCAUGCAGUUUGUGUACCAAAUUUGACAUUCUCAGUUCCAUGUUUCCUCAAAUAGAGCAUCUGGCAGUUGAACAGUCUUCAGUUUUCCCAAGUAUAUUUUCAGGGUAUGGAAUUCAUAGCUUGCCGUCAAUUUUAAUUGUGAACCAGACAUCAAGGAUACGAUAUCAUGGUCCAAAAGAUCUCCCCUCAAUUGUACAAUUUUAUGGGAAAACAACAGGAUUCGAACCAGUUCAAUAUAUUGCUGAAAAAGAACCUGUUGUAUCAGGAGACCACAAUAAAUAUAUGAUACAGUUGUGGAAUGAGUCAUCUCCAAUGCAGAUGGUAAAACGGGAGCCCUACUUAGCAUUUGCCGUGUUGUUUCUCUGUUUAAGAGUACUUCUGUCCGUGUUCCCUGAAGUACUGUCUCGACUCAAGGCUUUCUGGGUUUCAUGUGCUCCACUCUUGAACUUGGAAAUAUUUGGUGAGACAAGUCAGUUGUUUACACGAGCCCUUCACAUGGUUGAUGUGAGGAGAGCUUGGACCAAACUGAGGCUAUGCAAGACCAGGAAUUUUCAUCAAGGUGCAAAGAGUGCCCGUGUUUGGGCUUCUUCACUGGCUUCUGUCUCUUUGGGCGAAUCUUCUUCUGGUAGAUCAUCAUCAUUCUCAUCAUAGGUUGGAGUUUCACAGAAUUGAGCUAAAACACGUAGAAAUGAGCUUAUCGAUCAGAUAGUUUAUUCCAAAGCGCUAUGAUGCCUUGGGACAUCUAGUCCCCUCUCUCAUAUUAAAUUCUAUUGAUAGUCUUGAUACCUAAAGCUGUUGACCUUGUUUGAGUUGGUUUUUUUCCCUUUUUUUUUUUUUUUUUUUGUGAGGAAACCAACUAGCAUGUAAAUCUGAGAACAGCUUUCUUUUUUGUGUAUAUCACUUCAUAUUUAGAGGAACAUCUUUACUUUACAAUCAAUAAUCCCAAGAAAUAGAGGCAAUUCCUCCAACAUCAAAAGGAGUAGAUGGAUCUCUUCCCCAUUUCUUAGGCAGGCCAUCCCCGGUUCAAUCUAGCUUCAAAUCAAUUUUCAUCUCCUAAUUAAUUCACAAUAAACCCUCUUAAGUGCUACAUAUGAAGCCUUUUGCUGCAACGUGUUAGGUUUCCCUGGAAAAUGACCGCCAAAAACAGGCAGAAAUAUUCGAGCCCACGGACAGUUGUAUGGGGCUUUCACUUUCAUCUUUCUUUUUUCUUCUUCAAAAACGUACCAGUGAAAAUCAUUCCAAGCAACCGACACUCUUUUUUUCUCUCUCUCUUCAUGUAAGUGAGAGUAAUUGAAGAGUCUCUGCUCGUAAACAAUGAAAACCAUGUCUCCUUUUUAUCCAUAAGUUUGAUAAAAGAGGCCAAAAGAAUAACAUCUUUGUUGAUUUUGAAGAGGUAGAAUUAUGCUGUUGGCUCGUAUUAACCAAAGUAUUGGUGUUGUAAUCAAACUUUAAUUAUUUAAAAAAAAAUUAAAGAAUUGAAAAAAAAAUCCAGGAACCCCAUAAGAGAAGGCAUUCUCUAGGUGGGUCCCUUCGACCACCCCUACAUUUGCCAU